Molecule: messenger RNA, 1863 nt
Organism: Notodromas monacha
Lineage: Eukaryota; Metazoa; Arthropoda; Ostracoda; Podocopida; Cyprididae
Source: the annotation of a GenBank genome assembly
AUGUCUGGAGAAGUGCAGCAUCUGUUGCAAUUCCUCAAGCUUGUUACGGGCUUAUCUGGGUAUUUGGUCUUGUUUGCGUCACGGGCAGAAAGGUUGCGCAAGGUCCGUGAAGCUAAUGGAGUGGCAGUGAUAAACCCGCUGACAGAAGGAGAUCGUGGAGACGCCUUGAUCAACCGCAAACUGCCGAAAGAAUUGCUCUUGAGGAUCUUCUCGCACCUCGACGUGGUGACGCUAUGCCGUUGCGCACGAGUGUGCAAGUACUGGAACGUACUGGCCCUGGACGGAUCCAACUGGCAAAAGAUCGAUUUGUUCGAGUUCCAGACCGUCAUGGUGGGAGUGGUUGUGGAGAGCAUAGCGCGGCGAUGCGGCGGGUUUCUCAAGCAGCUCAAGCUCACCGGGUGUCGCCGGGUCCAGGACCCCGCCGUGCAAACCAUCGCCCAAAACUGUCCCAACAUCGAGGAGCUGGACUUGAACAUGUGCAAAGAAAUCACUGACGCAACUUGUGCGGCGUUGGGCCAGUUAUGUCCGAAGUUGAAAAAGGUGGACUUGGGCUCUUGCGAAUUGCUCACCGACCUGGGACUCAAGUUCCUGGCUGAAGGCUGCCAGCAGCUCAAGUACAUCAAUAUUUCUUGGUGCGAUCGCAUCGGGGAAAUGGGGAUCGAGGUUUUGUCGAAGCGGUGUCCUAAACUGACGAGUUUUUCCGCCAGCGGACUGACGCUUUUGCCUGACAGCGCUAUUUGUUAUCUGGCACGAUAUUGUCCUCUAUUGGCGGUCAUCAUUAUCCGUGGAUGCAUUUACGUGCACUCAUGUCUUGCCGAAACGUAUGACAUGUCAUUUACGUCGGAUAAAAGGGGUAUUGGGUAUGAAGUUUCAGUCGUUACAAAAUCUUCGUGCUGCAGAACUUGUGCGGCGUUGGGCCAGUUAUGUCCGAAGUUGAAAAAGGUGGACUUGGGCUCUUGCGAAUUGCUCACCGACCUGGGACUCAAGUUCCUGGCUGAAGGCUGCCAGCAGCUCAAGUACAUCAAUAUUUCUUGGUGCGAUCGCAUCGGGGAAAUGGGGAUCGAGCGCUAUUUGUUAUCUGGCACGAUAUUGUCCUCUAUUGGCGGUCAUCAUUAUCCGAUCGAGGUUUUGUCGAAGCGGUGUCCUAAACUGACGAGUUUUUCCGCCAGCGGACUGACGCUUUUGCCUGACAGCGCUAUUUGUUAUCUGGCACGAUAUUGUCCUCUAUUGGCGGUCAUCAUUAUCCGUGGAUGCAUUAAUGUGACGGACAGGGCUGUGCAGGCAAUUGGAAAGCAUUGCAUAAACCUACGUUACAUUUGUUUGUCGAUGUGUACGCAUUUGACGGACAACUCGCUCAUCGCGCUAGCACAGUGCCAGUACCUACAAAUUUUGGAAGUCGCCGGAUGCAAUCAUUUGACGGAUUACGGUUUCCAAGCUCUGACCAAGAAUUGUCAUUUCUUGGAUAAAUUGGACCUUGAGGAGUGUGUUUUGAUAACGGAUCAAACGUUGAGUCACUUGGCUGCCGGAUGCCCGAGGCUCGAGAGACUUAGUUUGUCGCAUUGCGAGCUCGUGACUGAUGAGGGCAUCAAGGCACUCGGACUCGCGGAUUGUUCGUCGGAACAUUUGAUUGUGUUGGAGCUUGAUAACUGUCCGCUCAUUACCGAUUCCUCGCUGGAUCACCUGUUGUCGUGCCACAAUCUGCAGCGGAUUGACUUGUACGACUGCCAACUGAUCUCCCGCGACGGCAUCAAGCGUCUGAAGAGCCAUCUUCCAAACUUGAACGUCCACGCGUACUUCGCUCCGAACCCGCCGACACCGAGCGCGGACGUGCAGCGACGUCGCCGUUGCUGCGUUGUGCUGUGA